Molecule: messenger RNA, 2756 nt
Organism: Tilletiopsis washingtonensis
Lineage: Eukaryota; Fungi; Basidiomycota; Exobasidiomycetes; Entylomatales
Exons: 6
Coding region: 114-2600 (828 amino acids)
Biological process (GO): intracellular calcium ion homeostasis; calcium ion transmembrane transport
Cellular component (GO): membrane
Molecular function (GO): calcium ion binding; calcium channel activity
Source: RefSeq, a predicted model, not a curated record
CUGAGAGUCGCGGCGUGCGCGGGCAGCCGCCGGCCUUGCCGCACCGCCUGCAAACGAGCAAGAUGCGCUGCCAGCUGUGCUGACCUUGCCUUCGCCCUCACUCAUCCUCCAUCAUGUCUCGUCCGCAUCUCGUCUCGCGGCACUCUGACGACUCCGACUCUGACCAUGACUUUGGCACUCCUCCGCACUCUUCCAUCCCGCUGCACCUCCUGCACGGCGAUCACACUCCGCCGUCGCGCUGGUCCUCCACCACGCCGGCGGAUCUGACCGCGCGCUUCACCGACGAUGACGACCGUGUCAUCCCGUCCGACGCCUACGUCCACUCCGCCGGCCCCUCCUCGUCGCCCUUUGUCUUUCCCGCAGAUGGCGCGCCGCACGUGUACGACGACGAGAAGCGCCCCGCCACGGGCGAGCACAGCCACGUGGCCUCCUCUGCCAACUCGAGCGACGACGAGACAGACGACUUCAACUGGGAGUCGUCCGACGACGAUCCCGACGCCGAGGUAGACCGCGAUGGCGUGCGGCGCAUCCGUGCCAAGCGUGGCCGCCGCCUCUAUCUGGCACUCAUGAACCUGGCGCGCCCCGUGCGCAUUCUCAUCAUCGGCCUCUUCGGCACGGCCAUCGCCAUGGUCCCGUUCAUUGUGGUGCUCCUCGCGUUCCGCGACAACCCGGUGACGCCGCAGGUGCAGGUGUGGAGCAUCUGGAUCUCCAUCAUCUGGGCCGCGUCGUGCGGCACGUUUCUGGUGCUCAAUCUCGUGCCGCACCUGCUCGAGCGCAUCGCGAUUGGCAUCUGGGGCAAGGUGCCCGUGGCGUUUGGGAAAUACGUCGAGGUCUUCAAGGCCACGCUCAUCUGGUUCAAGCUCGUGCUGUGCAUCGCGUGGGCGUGGAUCUCGCUCGGCGGCGUCGUGGCGAUCCAGUUCAACUCGACGACCAAGAUCCGCCCCUCGUACUUCCGCUACAUCUUCCUCACGAUCCAGGCGCUCUUCGGCUCGUCGGUGAUUCUGCUGGCAGAGAAGGUGCUGCUGCGGCUCAUUGCGACCAACUUCCACCGCACGGCCGUGGCGGACCGGCUCGAGACGAACAAGAAGGCGCUCAAGGCGCUGGACAAGCUGCACGAGAGUGCCUACGUCAAGGGCAGCACGGGCGCGAGCCGCCGCAUGACGCCCAUGUGGGGCCGCCUCGGCUUCGGCCAGAGCCGUCCCGCCAGCCCCGGACCCAAUACGCCUGGCGCUGGCCACGCAAGCAAGCCCAGCCGCGACGGCCUCGGCGGCUACUUUGCCCCCGCAGCCGGCGGCUCCGGGCCUGCCGCGACGGACGCGCCGCAGCCGCGCCACGGCCACCACCACCGCGCCAAGGAGAGCCAGGGCGGCAGUGGCGCCAAGACGCCCACGCUCGAUGCUCACGGGCAUCCGACCAAGUCGAAGCGCUUCGCCCACCAGCUCACCGAUGCGCUGCACGCCGCGACGAACAAAGACGGCCGCCUGUACAAGGGCCGCACCGUCGGCUCGCAGCAGUCGGCCCGCCGGCUGGCGCGCAAGCUCUUCAUCAACCUCGGCCACCACCGCGACACGCUCGUGGCCGACGACUUCCUGCCGUACUUCAAGACGGACGCCGAGGCGCGCGAGGCCUUUGGCUUCUUCGACGCCGACAAGAACGGCGACAUCAGCAAGUCGGAGAUGCGCGACGCCGUGCAGCGCAUCUACCGCGAGCGGCGCGCGCUGGCGACGAGCCUGCGCGACAUGGGCUCGGCCGUGAGCAAGCUCGACGGCGUGCUCCUCGGCCUCGUGCUCAUCAUCGUCGUCUUCAUCUGGCUGCUCAUCUUCAACCGCUCCUCGACGCUGGCCAACAUUGUGCCGCUCUCGACGUUUGUCGUGGGCUUCUCCUUUGUGUUUGGCAACUCGGCCAAGACGAUCUUUGAGAGCAUGAUCUUCAUUUUCGCGACGCAUCCGUACGACGUCGGAGACCUGGUGUGCAUCGACGAGAACUGGAUGUUCGUCGAGUCCUUCGGCAUGCUCUCCACCACCUUCCGCACCGUGACGAACCAGUACAUCGUCGCGCCCAACAGCCUCCUCGCGAGCCAGAAGUACAUCUUCAACUCGCGGCGCAGCGGCGCCACGUGGGAGGUCACGUACCUGCAGCUCAGCUUCGACACGCUCGUGCAGACCAUCGACGAGCUGCGUGCGCGCCUGCGUGCCUUUGUCAAGGAGAACGACCGCGACUGGGGCGGCGGCCUGGACGUCAACUACGACCAGGUGUCGAAGAUGAAUUCCGUCUCGCUCAUCAUUGCCAUGGAGCACAAGGGCAACUGGCAGGACUGGGGCGCGCGCUGGGCGCGCCGGACAAAGCUGAUGCGCCACAUCAAGACGGUGUGCGACGAGCUGAGCAUCGAGUACCAGCUGCCGCCGCAGCCCGUCACCUUCCACCCGCAGAGCGGCCGCGCGCCGUUCCAGGCGCCCGCCUCGGCGCGCGGCACCAACUUGGGCGCCGCUCGCGCCGCAGGCGGCAUGUCCAGCGCUUCGGGAGCGACCGGUGGCGGCGGACCUGGUGGUGGCAUGAUGCCGGUUGGCCUCAGUGGCCGCCGCACCGGGGGCACCUCAUAGUCGCCCGCCUCCCGCUUCUCUCUCUUCCCUCAGCCACGCCCGCCCAUCAUGACCACCACACAUCUUCACGCCCUCCGUCCUUCUCUCACAUCACGCACAUACAAACAUUAGAGCACUUGUCCUGACUUACUUCGGCAGUGCAGACGGCCGGCCCGU